This is a messenger RNA of Manihot esculenta (cassava), 585 nucleotides long. RefSeq names its product non-specific lipid transfer protein GPI-anchored 31. The record is from RefSeq and is a predicted model, not a curated record. The transcript is spliced from 3 exons. Lineage: Eukaryota; Viridiplantae; Streptophyta; Magnoliopsida; Malpighiales; Euphorbiaceae. Gene Ontology annotation, biological process: lipid transport. The coding region runs from base 1 to 585 and encodes 194 amino acids. Gene Ontology annotation, molecular function: lipid binding.
AUGAAAUUUCUUUUUUGCAUUUCCAUUUUGGCUGCAUUGGGCAUGCUAGUCAACUGUGAUGAAUUGCCUGCACCUUCCAUAGAUGAAGAUGAAGAUUGUUCCACCGUCAUAUAUGAUUUGAUAGACUGUAUGCCCUACAUGAGUUUGGACAGUGAUGUGAAGCUAGAUCCCUUGUGUUGUGAAGGGUUGAAAAUUGUUUUUGCUAUUAAUUCUAAGUGCAUAUGUGAAGGUCUAAAGGCUAGUACUCAAUUUGGGAUUUUGGUAAAUAUGACUAGAGCCGUUCUGCUGCCUUCUGCUUGUGGGGUUGAUGUUCCUGUGACUGAUAAUUGUGACUUGGCUUUGCCUCCUGCUGGGGAACCAGUUGGUCUUCCAGAUUUAUCAUCUCCGCAGCCUGCACCAUCAGAAGAGACUCCAACCUCACCUGCACCUAGUGAUGUAGAUGUUGUGGCUCCAACUCCACCAACCUCAGCCAGUGAUGGAGAUGUUGUGGCUCCAGCAGCAUCUAAAGCAGGAGGAAAUUCAAUUUAUGUCCCUUUCAUAGUCAUCAUCAGUCUGCUUCUUGUUUUAUCAUCUGCAAUGUGUUAG